UAGAAAUGACGACACACAUGUGCGGAAGCAUUUAAGCAGAGAUGUGUACUUUUGUUAGGCAGCAUAAACAAUCUCUGAUAUUUUACAACAUUAUCAGAUGUUAUUGUAUGAAUUCUGAUUAUUUAAUCUAAUCAAUGACAAACUAGCAAAGCAAUCAAGACACUAUCAAAAUGUCUGCCACUUGCAACUGUACCGAGCAUGUCAACAAACUCAACCAGCAGAUAUCUGUCAUGCGAAAAGAAAUCAAGAAUCUCAGGUAUUAAAAUGUUCCCCCCCACCCAGGCAAUUGUUGGACAGUGCUGUUCGUUCUCAUCGAAAACACAUGACAUCUCUCCAGUCUGCUUUGACACACAUUGGCCAGAGUCGAUCUCCAAAGAGUCAGCCGGGGUCACAGGCAGAACUAGAGACACAGAAUUCACUUGAGAAAGGGACCAUCCAGACAGUCCCCAUAGGUUACAUCAGCUCCUGUUUCUCAGUGAAGAAUGGCACCCCCAGACAGCCAACCAUAUGUGGGCCCUCCAGGGCCACCCUUCAGAUCCAGCAGAGUGUCUUCAACAACCCUGAACACUCACUGGUCGGCCUGGACAACUACUCUCAUGUCUGGGUCAUCUUCCUGUUCCAUAAGAACGGCCACCUGAGUUAUAAGGCUAAGGUGAAGCCACCCAGACUGAACGGCCAGAGGGUUGGGGUGUACUCCACACGUAGCCCCCACCGGCCCAACGCCCUGGGUCUGACCCUGGCCAAGCUGGACAGAGUCACAGGUGACACACUUCAUCUGAGUGAGAUAGACAUGAUCGCAGGCACCCCUGUCCUCGAUAUCAAACCCUACAUCUCUGACUAUGACUCCCCACACAGUAGACUGGACAUUGACACGGAUACUUAUGACUCUGGCGUCCAACCUGAGAGCGCCAGUGUACCAUCGGAAGAGGGGACCACCAGUGUACCAUCAGAAGAGGGGACCACCAGUGUGGAGAAGCUGCAUUCAGACUCAGUUGCUUCGUUCUCCUGUACUGUUGAUCCCCAGUUGGACUUGGGGGUUGAGAGACGGGAUAGUCAUAGCGCAGACCCUAGAAUACUCUACUCAAAAGACAAAUCCAAAGUUCACAUCCUCCAUCCAGGCGAUGCCUCCAGCUUUUCUGCUCCGAAAGCCUUGGGCAAAGACCUCACCACUGUGCUGGGGGAGCUCAAAGCCUACAUCAGCGAGGGACAUGACCGCCUCACCCUGGGGAGCUCUGUAGGAAAGUCUCAGGCUUCAGAUGGCCCUAAAGCCAAGCCAUUGGAGCCAGUGGAGGAUAGUGCUAGGCCCUGCUAUGGGGAAGAGGCCUACAGCACCAUCGCUGGCUGGAUCAGGGAGCCUCCUGUGACCAGUCUGGAGGUGCGCUUCACCCCCCAUGCAGAGAGAGAGCUGGAGGAGUUCCUUGCCCCCAUCAAUACAGAAUCCCGUGACCGACCCAGGUUCCGGUUCCUGCGUGGUCCAAAAGAGGCUGCGGCCGCCAUCAGAGGGAUCCUAUCUGCUGACCCCAGGUCAGUGUAUCGGAGGAGCCGCUGUAAGGACAGACUCUUCUUCUUCACCUUGGACACGGCAGACAUCACCUGCUGGUUCGGACAGGGCUUCGCUGAGGUGCUCCGGGUCAGACUCGUGGCCGUUGGAAAAGAACUGGCCGUUGGAAAAGAACUGGCCAGCUGAAUGGUUCAGGUUCUUUAUGAUCCUAAUGGUUCUGGUUCUAUGGAUUGAUUUUGGAAUCAGCUCUCAAGAAUUGUUUUACAGGUGAAUCUGAGAAAAUAUGAAUAUUUAACUAAAUAAAUGCAAUGUUAUAAACAACUGUUAUUAAAACAUUUUUCCUCUGAA
Salvelinus namaycush (lake trout) is the source of this 1849-nucleotide messenger RNA. It is a transcript of the gene trmo, whose product is annotated as tRNA methyltransferase O. Bases 323 to 1687 code for a protein of 454 amino acids. The record is from RefSeq and is a predicted model, not a curated record. The transcript has 6 exons. NCBI's taxonomy places the organism in Eukaryota, Metazoa, Chordata, Actinopteri, Salmoniformes, Salmonidae.